Molecule: messenger RNA, 1930 nt
Organism: Megalops cyprinoides (Indo-Pacific tarpon)
Lineage: Eukaryota; Metazoa; Chordata; Actinopteri; Elopiformes; Megalopidae
Product: heat shock factor protein
Exons: 12
Coding region: 172-1470 (432 amino acids)
Biological process (GO): regulation of DNA-templated transcription
Molecular function (GO): DNA-binding transcription factor activity; sequence-specific DNA binding
Source: RefSeq, a predicted model, not a curated record
ACCAGGACGUCUCAUAAAGCCUGUGCUUGCGGUUGGAGAGGAUACUUCACAGAUCUGAACAUUGAUUAAAACAUUCGGUGCCAUUUUUAUUUACAUAACAGCUACAGACAUUGGCGGUCGAACUUGUAAAAAUUAUUAGACCUGGUUGUUGUUCAACCAAACAACAGCAAAAUGAAGCAAAACUGUAAUGUACCUGCUUUCCUCAGCAAACUCUGGACACUGGUUGAGGAUCACUCAACAAAUGAUCUCAUCUGCUGGAGCCAAGAUGGCAGUAGCUUUCUAGUAUGUGAUGAGCAGCGCUUCAGCAAGGAGAUCCUGCCCCUCUAUUUUAAACACAGCAACAUGACCAGCUUUGUGCGACAGCUCAAUAUGUAUGGUUUCCACAAAGUGGUGCAGGUGGAUGCAGGGCUACCCCGGGAUAGCCAGAGGGUGGACAGCGUGGAGUUCCAGCAUCCGCACUUCCAGCAGACGCAGCCUCAUUUGCUGGGGCUUAUUCGGAGAAAGGUGUCAGUGAGCCGUGGAGGGGAAGAGGGUAUGGCUCAAGUGUCACAGGUCCUGCUGGAGCUUGGCCAGGUGAGGAGCUGGCAGGACAUUUCUGACUCCAAACUGAUGGGCCUGAGGAGGGAGAAUGAGAGUCUUUGGAGGGAAGUAGACUCCCUGAGGCAGAGGUACCAGCAGCAGCACAAGAUCAUUCGCAAGAUCAUUCACUUCAUUGCCAGUACAGUCCAGUCCAAAGGGAUCACAGGCAUCAAGAGGAAACUGCCCCUAAUGAUUGACAGCUCAGGGGUGUCCCAUUCCCCUCCCAAAUACAGCAGAUCCAUCAGCAUGGAUCACAGCCAGCCAACCUCCACUCUGCAUGGGAUACAACUGGACUCGGUCAGCGGUAGUGUGUACCCAAAUGGAAUGAUCAUCUCAGACAUCACUCAUCUGCUGGAACCCCUCAUAGGAGCACAGAAACAGCGCAGAGCCCAGCUGACUGAGGGCCAGCCCCAGUCCUCUGUGGGGCCUUCUCUAUCCUCCCCCCCAACACCCACUGUAGAGCUGGAUCUCUCCCUGCUGGAGGAUGCUGCAUCUUCUCAAACAGGACAGAAUAGCCCUGACAGGAUUGAUCCGUGUGACCCCCUGGCUCUCAUUGACUCCUGUCUUCCUCUGUCUCCCGGGCCCGGCCUGGACCUGCUGACUGAGCUGUUCAGCCCUGCUCCUUGCUCCCCUGGUGAAGGCUUGCCGGCCGAUGACCUGGGUGGGAGGCAGGGGACUGUGCAGCAGGCCAAUUCUUCAAAUACACAAACAGACAAGCAAACAGUUGCCACUUUAGGGUGGGAUGCCCAGCAGAAAGAUGGGGGUGAAGAGGAGGAAGAGGCGGGUGAGGGCACUGAUAUGUUGCCCACUCUGCUGCAGUUGGCAGAGGAAGUGUCUGAUUUCACUUACCUCGCUGCGCCCUUGUCCUUAGAUGCCCCCUCUCUGGUGUAGGGAGAAAGGGUGUGCACCCAUGUCUGUCACCCAUCACGUUACUGGAUCUGUGGAUGAAACACAGAGAGGGCAAAACUGAUCAGCAUUUAAGUGUUCCUCCAGCAACCACAGAUGUCUCUGACAUCAUUGUGAUCCUAAACACUAAUUUCAUUUCCAUGAACCAGUCUACUUGUAUUCAUAUUAUUGCUAUUGAUAUCAUAACACUUGACUGUAAUGCGACCAAAUUAUUGGUCAGAAAUAUUUUAACUUGUUUGAAGAAUUACCAUAUACAGUAUUAUAUCACUAACUGAACAGAGGAAUAAUAACAGUAGUUCACUUUUUUUGCUGUUACUGUUGGUAGCAGUGUAAGAAUAUGGUACUGACAGAAGAAAAGAAUGUGACUACACAUUACUGCCAGCUGUACUUGAAUAGGAGUAUGAUAGAGAGGAAGACAAGGUAACUGAUGUUACAGUGAGUGAGA